This is a messenger RNA of Sclerotinia trifoliorum, 2821 nucleotides long. NCBI's taxonomy places the organism in Eukaryota, Fungi, Ascomycota, Leotiomycetes, Helotiales, Sclerotiniaceae. The record is from the annotation of a GenBank genome assembly.
ACUCAUAUUAAAUAAAAACCCAAAUGUUCCCAACUUUUAAAAAGAAAGCGUGAAUCACCAAUGAGAAGACAUGAAAUCCCAUGAGAUUGGCACUAUUCCCUUUAUGAUUAGCGUUAUAACUAAUCGGCCGCCGCUAAGAAGCUAUACCACAUAGAUCCGGGGCCAGCAAGGGCUUUGACUACGUAAGGCCAAACCCAUCCAUAAUAAUUUAAUUAACCUUAAGCUACUCGAGUAUUCAAUCAUUUGCGACGCAAGGAAACAUACUCAACCAUCCAUACAUAUCUUACAGUCUCCCCUUUCUCUCGUUGAUCCUGAGAAAUUAUCAAUUGUUGCCAUGAAGUAUGGAGCCUUCUCCUCUUACUCAACAAGCUCGCCCUGAAGUAUUCCAACAGAAGAUUGUAGAAUUGUACGAGGCUCUAUUCAAGGUCGGUUCGGGUGGAUGAUGCGCAUAGCACAUAGUGUCGCAUUGUAUUUGUACUGAUGAAUGAAUAGGAUGAAGAUGAACCCGAGAAGUCGGAAGGAUUUUGGAAGGAAUUCUUUUUGUUACGACCGAAUAAAGCUACAUUGCAAACUAUUCUAAAUGAAUUGAGCGCGGAUGACUUACUACAUCUUCAGGUACGAGUGAAAUCCGGUUGUCAAACAAGGGAGCCAGUACUGAUUGUGGUAGAUACAAACCAGACAAUUGUUUUUGAGGGCAGUUGGAUGUAUAAAAGCAGGGAAUCAUCCAGCAGAUGCGCAUGCGCUUGAUGUAUGAUGACACCCCUUAGUUUGUUUGACGAGGCUGACGGUUUUAGACUACCACAGCCUUUCUCGCAGCCGUUCUCUCAAAGAAAUAUACAAACCCAAGUUCGGACAUAAUCAGUAUUCUUGCAGGAUUGGAUCAUGUGGAUGCGGUAUUUACGGACUUUGUUGCAGCUUUGGAUGUCACAAUUCGAACUGGGAGGACUUGUAGGGUACACCACCUAGGAGGGAGGAUACAUACUGACAUUAUGUAGUGGAUAUACGCCGGAAGGCCGUUGAAGCAGCAUUGUCGGUAACAUCUGGCGCGUAUCAAACCAGUUUACUUUCUUAUUUUACACACCGGGAUCUUUUCCCUUCUCUUAUGAAAGUAUGGCCUCCUCCUCCGAUUUUUGGAACGAAGCUGACGUUCCUAGUUUAUUCAAGAAUCAGAUACCACUUCACUAGCAUUUGAACCAUUUACUCUCCUCGGACUUCUAGUUAAUUAUAACAAAUUCGAAUUUCAGAACCCUUACAGGUUACGUCUCGACGAUUUUGUCAAUGAAGGAACUAUACAAAAGAUAAUACGUUCGGUGGGCCAUACGUGUACGACAUCGAGAGCUAGAUAUAUUGCCAUCCAGGAUGAUAGACCAGAAGGAUGGUCAAUUGGGAGCACUUUGAGUAUGAUAGGCCUAGGCAAAAUUGCCCCUGGCUCGAAACCGACUACCCCAACCCUUGAUCCAGAUGCCGCAAAGGAGAUGUUUUCAAAACUGUAGGUUAAAUGGGAAACAUUUUUCGAAUUAUGCUUACCAUUCUAUAGGCCUGGAAGUGAAGCAGCUGUUCUAUUGGCUACAUACGAUUUUGCGCAUGCAAAUAAACUAUUCUGCUUCAACUUGGUAUCGAUACCCGUAGAAAAAGGAGUCGAACAUCCUCUCAGUGCUUAUCUAUCAUUCACCUCAUACAUACUGCAACACGCCCAUCUAUCCUCGCGAACGGGUUUCUAUGCGCAUACUAACCUCGUCGUCCUCCGAAUUCUAAUUGAAGAUCAAGUACUAUGCAAAAAGAUAUGCAGUGAGGAGAGCAAGAUGGCAGUCCGAUUAUGUCGGCAAAGACAACCAUUUUUGCCUUUAGUUCGUGCAGACAGGAUAUUUGCUGCUCAUGUACUGGAUGUUGCGAUUGAUGGUAUAAAUCAUAAUCUUAGAAAGAGAUUAGAUGUAGAUCUCUACAUUCUAUGCGUUGGCAUCAUAUUACGAAUCAUCUCCCAUCUCUCACGAUCUCGUACACGCCUUACAUACCACUGGUCUGAAUUGUUCCGAUCCCUACUAGCACUCGUACGAUUCCUUACCACUUACACUACGGACCUAAAGAAUCUUUUAAACAUCGAAACACUACUCGAUGACGUGGUGAAUCUAAUUGCGUUAUCCCUAUCCGCCGGCGAAGCAUUCCUGCCUAGUCCUGUGGCAUACGACGACUUGUUUUACAAAUUGGUGGAAACUGGUGAAGUACUGGUGAAGUUCCGGGACAAUUACAAUCUUGGAAAACGACCGAAGAGUUCAAUAGAUACAUUGAUUAGUGUCAGCACACACUACAACCAAUUGCUCACAGAUGGGUCGACGGGAAAGAAAAAACACCUUACGAGUGUACAAGUUGCAGGGGUAAUAAAACAAGGGUACGAAACGUUGAGCAUUCAAGCUAAAGAAGGACUUGAUGGAUGGGAGAGAUAUCGAGAAGCAGAUGAGAAGACAUUCUUGAAGAAGAUGGCCAGGACAGCCGUGGCAGAUGUCAAGGCUCUUGUGAGCGAGAACUAAAUUUUGUGCGAGGAGAGAUGACACGGAUUGUAUAUGUAAAAAAAGAAUCAUCUUGUAAACUCACCAUUGCCAUGUACAUCUAUUCUCAACCUUACACAAGUGAUAGCUCUGAUUAAAGUUUUUGACCACCCAAAUUCCGUACGUGCUCUAUGGAUGCACAUGCACAUGCACAUGCACAUGCACAGACAUAGCUGGCAAGUAAUUCUCCAUGAGUCCAUGAUCCUUUAGACGCCCAGUGCCGUGGUGGAUAUUAUGGAGAAGGUCAUCAGGCAGGCCACAGCCCGUGGCGCGGCGCU